CUGUAUGGGAACCCGCGGCCUCUUGGCAAGCUGCACGCAUUCCAAUCUGGCGACGCCGCCCUGAUGCGCGCGCUAGAGUAAACACGGACAGAAACGAGAGAAACGCCGAGAGUCCCAGUGACACAUUACAUCUUUCGCAUUCCCGCGAGCUGCGGGUCAUCUCCUCAGCUCGGGCGGUGUGUCAGAGACGGGGAGUCCGGUUACCAGUGCUCGGGCUAAAAUUAGGUUUGCUUUGGGGCUGACGCAAGAAAACUGUAGCAGCGGGAAAGAGGAUCCAUGGAAACGCGCCCUACACAUUCAUUGCUAUUGAUGACAGAGAGUAUUUUUGGACAGUGUUGUCAUCAUUUGGUAACAACGAGGCCUAAGGCGUAUUGUAUAAAGGGAGGACGUUGAAAAUGCACUUGUACAGCAGCGCGUUAACACACUACCCCGGCUCCUCUCGAAAAGUUUCCGUAACUCUCACCAGUGUCGCCAAUAACGUAACAGCGACAAGUUCCAGCUCUUUGGAGGUGGUCGGAAACGCCGUUAACGGAAGCGCAACAGAAGCACACACGGAAUAUUUGUCCCGAGGGGAAAAGACUGACGCGAACAUGCCUGCUUUUUCAUGUUAUGAAGCCACCUCGAUGAGGCCGGUUUUCUACACUUCUACCGCGGAGAUUAUCAUCACGCGACCGGAUGGUGUGGAGAGAUCUGUGCCCGUUCACAUCGUGAAAGAGCCGCGCACAAACCGUAGACCUCCGGAGACGCAUUACAACCGAGUUUCUUACGCAGUCAACGGAGAUGAUCAUCACCACUCUGAUUCUGUCUUAGAUUUAGAUUACAGAAGAGACGUUUUGGGAGACGACAACGAUGAGAUAAGUGAGAAAAAUUCAAUUCACUACGAUGGUUUUUUUGAUAAUGACAGUUACAGAGUUUGUGAGAGGAGACUCAAGCCGUGUUUGCAAAGUGAUGCCACACCCUCCAGAACUUUUGGAACUGUUCAAAACACCUCAUCUGAUUCAUAUGAAGGUCUUAAAGACCCAGAAAGGAAUGAAAGUGUUGAAGAUGAUAAUCCAGUGUUCGAGCUGCACAUCCUUCAGGAGCCCACUGUGACACCCAACAAAAACGAUGUUGAUAACAAGGUUACCCGUUACCUGGCCGAAGUGGAGAAACAGAACAAAUACCUCCACAACAGGCAGAAAUACCGCUUUCACAUCAUCCCAGAUGGGAACUGCCUGUACCGGGCCGUUUCCAAGGCAGCUUAUGGAGACCAGUCAAUGCACAAGGAGCUGAGAGAGCAAACCAUGCACCACAUCGCCGACCACCUGGAGGAGUUCAACCCCAUAAUUGAAGGCGACAUUGGGGAGUUUCUGAUCAAUGCGGCACAGGACGGUGGAUGGGCUGGCUAUCCGGAGCUGUUGGCCAUGAGUCAGAUGCUGAAUGUGAAUAUCUACUUGACCACUGGGGGAAGUGUAGAAAGCCCAACGGUAUCAACCAUGGUGCACUACCUGGGUGAAGAGGACUUGUCUAAACCGACUAUAUGGUUGAGCUGGCUCAGUAACGGUCAUUAUGAUGUGCUGCUGGACAGCAGCCAGCCCAACCCGGAGUAUGAUGACUGGUGUCGUCACACCCAAGUACAACGUAAAAGGGACGAGGAGUUGGCCAAGUCCAUGGCAGCAUCCCUUUCCAAAAUGUACAUUGAGCAGAACGGCUUGCACUGAAACCGACAGACUCUGUACCUGGGAAUACUGUAACUCAUUCUAAUGUUUCCAAAUGGAUUGCACUUUGAUUCCUCAAGCGAUUAAAUAUUGCCUUAAUUUAUUACA
Molecule: messenger RNA, 1805 nt
Organism: Cyprinus carpio (common carp)
Lineage: Eukaryota; Metazoa; Chordata; Actinopteri; Cypriniformes; Cyprinidae
Biological process (GO): protein deubiquitination
Molecular function (GO): cysteine-type deubiquitinase activity
Source: RefSeq, a predicted model, not a curated record